This is a messenger RNA of Sycon ciliatum, 2811 nucleotides long. RefSeq names its product coiled-coil domain-containing protein 22 homolog. The transcript is spliced from 18 exons. The record is from RefSeq and is a predicted model, not a curated record. NCBI's taxonomy places the organism in Eukaryota, Metazoa, Porifera, Calcarea, Leucosolenida, Sycettidae. Gene Ontology annotation, biological process: positive regulation of ubiquitin-dependent protein catabolic process. Gene Ontology annotation, molecular function: cullin family protein binding. Bases 267 to 2174 code for a protein of 635 amino acids.
UUUUUGGUGAGUUGGUCACCUGAUGAGUGAUGUACAGAAGAAACAAGAGCAGUUCAAAGUCAAACUGUUUCCUUUCGACGUUUCGUGUGAUGUGGCGAGUGGCAGUUCAGGUCAACAGUUUUGUUUUUUCUGAAACAAGUAACUUUGAAGACUAUUAUAAAGUUCCUUCGAAAGCCAAUAGAUACUGAUUGUGCCUAACGGCUUUGUUCAUCAGCACGAUAGAAUUACCCAAGAUUUAGUAAUCGUGUCAUCGUGACAAGGAAGACAUGGAUGAAGUAGACAAUAUUAUUGUUGUCAGCUUGAGGCAAAUUGGCUGUGCCAUCGAUGAAAACACUAUUAGCCUUACUACAUUCAGCACAGAUCAAGUUGUAGAAGGAUGCGCCAGGUGUUUGAAGCUGAUCGAUGAGUCGAUUGAGCUUCCCACUCGCUUGCCUGAGAGCAUGUCCGUUCGCUUUCGUGUCGGCACCGCUCUGGCCAAUGCUUGCAAGAAAGUGGGAUUUGAAGGCGAGGUUGGUUACCAGACCUUUCUCUACUCCAAUGUGGCCGACAUCCGUCGAGUGUUCAUGUUUCUCUUGGAAAAGCUGCCACGGGAAUCUGGAGAUGCAGAAGACUCCUCUAAAUCUGGUGCGCACCUUUACCACCGCAUAACCACUGUUCUUGCUCGGGAAAGGUCGAGAGUAUGGACGCCACUGUUCUGCAAGGAGCAGGGCUUGGUGUCUCAUGAUGAUGGCAGCAUUACAUGGGAGGGAAAUCAAGGAAUUCGUCCCCACAUGGCAGUGCCUGUAGCCGCACCCAGUGGCUUGGCAGAGCUAGGCAAACGCACGAACAAAGACCUUUGCCAUUACUAUCGCAAUCACCUUCCCUUUGUCACCGCUCAGCCGCAGCAACGUCACCAAGUAGCUGCAUCAUUGCUUGAGCGUAGUACCAUGGAAGUGACGGCUGCUGCAGAGUGGGAGCACGAGUGGAAUACGAACGGCUUGCCAUCUCGUCUUUCUGAGCAGGAGUACCGUCAGCGCAAACGAGAGCGCCUGCACAAGCGCCUGACUGACAACAUACGCGGCAGUGUGCUGACCAGUGGUGUGUCCACCUUGCUGCGCGGCAGUCUUGCCGAGCUGCUCGACUCGUUUUCCUCGGACUCCCAUGGCGCUGAUUCGCAGGGAUCGCGUUUCAGCCAUGCAAAGAACCUGCAGUUCACACAGGCUGAUGUCAGCAGUCAAGUGGCAGCCACAGCCGCUGCGCCAGCGGCGGAAACACAAGAGGAAAUCAAGCAGCGUCGUGAAGAUGAGCUGACUGCACUGCGCUCUAAGCUGGAUGCUGCCAGUGAAGCUGUGCUAACCAUGGAGGGUGAUAUGCAGAAGUUCUCUACUAGCAUGAGCAAGGUGGAGGAACAGAGCAAGACUCUGGUAGAGGCCAAUAGUACCGGCAAGGACGAGUACAAGCUGAAGAAACGAGCAUUGGAAAUGCUCUCCAAUGUGGACGAGAAUCUAGGCCAAUUGCAGGGUUUGGUGGAUGCAGCCUCACAGCGUCUUGUCACUCUGGCCGAGCAGUGGGAGAAGCAUCGGCAGCCACUGAUCGCGCAGCAUCGCGCACUCAAGAGUGCCCAGUCUGAGCUUUCGGGUGAUACGAAGAUGAUGCUGGAGGAGAUACCACACAUACGUCAGCGUAUCAAGGAGCUGAUGGAAGACGGUCGCGCCAAGGAGUAUCUGAAUAAGCAGCUGUCGGAGGAACUCGGUCAGCUGAACAAGACCCUGAAUCGAUCUGCGUAUACCCGCCGCAUUAUGGAGAUCAUCAACAAUAUCAAGAAGCAGAAGGAUGAAGUCCAAAAGAUUCUGUCGGACACUCGUCAACUGCAAAAGGACAUAAACUACCUUGAAGGAGAGCUAGAACGUGCAUUUGCUGUUGCAGAUGAAGUCAUAUUUGUUGAUUGUAAGAAACAUGAGAUCAACCGGCAGAUUUACAAGCUGCUUGCUAAGUUGCAUGAGACUUUCUCUGGCCUACUGGAGGCUAUUCGUGAGACUGCCAUCGUUGUCCGUGAGAACCGAGAGCUUGAAGAUCAGAUUGAGAAAGAGGAGAAGAAAGGCAUGUCGCAGAACUUGCAGCGGAUUGAGUCCGAUUGCAACGCCAUGCGGCAGGAGAAUCGCGUGCUCAUAAACCAGUACAAGGUGGCAGAGUAGACAGCAUUUAAGGCUGCUCCGGUUGUUGCUUUGCAACUGGUUCACUUCAGAGACGUGCUAGCAACCCAGGAUCAUUCUUACCAUACUAUCACAGUGUGCACAGUUACUGAUCACACACACGUGCUGAUCCCUUAUAUGGUCGGGUAUCCCAGCAGCGGACGAGAUUGCCUGCAGUACUCUGUUUGUUUUCUUGUUCAUCUUGAACAUGCUGUUUGUUACGACCUGGUACUUUGCCAUGAUCUUCACUACACUCAGCCAGUUCUAGUACUCUACUUCUGUCCAGUAAACCCUAGGGUUUACCGGGUGUUAGCAGCCGUCGUGAGUUCCCUUCGGGAACGGACACGAUAAUUUACUCACUUUUUUUUACUUCUGUCCAGUGAUUGAGUGUCAUCGACCUGCAACUGCAAGUUUUGCCGAUGCUGCUGACAUCUACCCCAUUUCUAAUCUUGCUGCCUUUUAAUUUGUUUGCGCUUUUGGUCAUCUGUUAUAGUUUCGUUUUUUUGUUUGCACGGUCAUGCUGCCAAUACUGGCAGUUGGUCCGGUGCAUUUGCCUUGCCUGGUGUCUUGCACCACCAUGCGAGUUUGUGCGGAUUGGAUUCAUGUGAACGUGAAUUUACAGUACAGUCUCAGAGAUUCA